This is a messenger RNA of Symbiodinium necroappetens, 1359 nucleotides long. The record is from the annotation of a GenBank genome assembly. Lineage: Eukaryota; Dinophyceae; Suessiales; Symbiodiniaceae.
AUGCACGACGGUGACAAGAAGGCCGUGGAGAUCCAGGAAGGCAAGGUGACCAUCCGACCUAGUGGAAACAAUCAGAGCUGGGUUGUCAAUGCCGAUUUGGACGACCGUUGCACUGCCGAAGUAGACUUCAACGUGCCAGGCAAACCGUCUCCACCGCCGGUGCCUUUGGAGAUGAAGCUCUGGCAGCUCUCAGAAAACAUCCUUCGAGUUUUCGGAUCCCAUCUGGAUGCUUGCACCACCGGGGAUUCCCUUGAACGCCUGGGUGGCAAUACCGUCCACGCAGAGCAGCUAGCCACACGACUGGCACCGAAUCUGGCCCUGGGGCAGAAAGUCGACUUAUCAUCGACGGCUCAGUUCGUGUCCGACGAUGGGACAGAGACCUGGACGGGUGACGGCUUCCGCGCCACAGAUGGGGACUUCGGCACUGCUUUUUUCUUCGGCCUGGGCUGCGCAGAAACUCAGGUGGAGCCAAAUCCUUGGCUGCGUGUAGACCUUGGCCGCGAGGUCCCCGUGGCCGUCGUGCGCAUCCUGACGCGCAGUGACAGUGUUGAUACAGGCUUAGGUCCUUUGGACAUCCGCCUGGGCAACGAGAUUCUCACGUGGCGUGAAAACCUAGUGUGUGCAGAAGCUGUGAUGCUGGACAGACUCCAGCAGCCCAACAUAUUCAAUUGUUUGGCUUCAGGCCGCUAUCUCUGGCUUGUCCUACGUGUGUCUGGGACGAUGGUUGCACCUCUCUCGGUCUGCGAAGUUGAGGUCACCCCGAAGGGGCCCUCCGGAAAUCGGCAUAUUCUACAGACCGCAGGCGGUAUGUGGCCUCUGCAGCUGCAAGGCGUCGCGCUUGAUCCGCAUGACCGAAUUCGCAUCGUGGCGGACACUGUGCUUUGUGGACUUGAAGGCAGUGCCACCAUGCAUGAUGCCGUUCUGGCAUUGACUGCGCCGAUGGGCCAGCGUGCUCAUGGAGACUUUCGGUCGGAAACCUGGGAGAACAUCCAAGUUAAUCGAAUGGGCAUCUACAAAGUUUGCUGGUGUGGUGGUGAUGGGGACUGCUCAGCUGACGAGCACUUCUCAAUGCAUGUGGCUACCCUGAUCAUCAAUGGAAUCAUGUUGACGGUCGUGGGCGACGGGAGGGUGCCGAACAGAACGAUCGACAUGGUCGAAACACGGCAGCAUCUUGAGAAUUUGAGGCAACAGCAGGCAUCGACAGUGCAACACAUCAUUACCGGAGGUUUCCCAAAUCCUUGUACUACGUUUUAUUCUCAGUGCCUGACAUUAGCACUCGUCUUCCUGGGAUUUGCAUCUCCUUGGCUUCGUGGGGUCAGGCGGCAAAGUGCAAGCGAGUUAUGCGUGUUCAGUGCCUGA